AUGAUGCUCAUAACAUCCGCCAUUCUUGUUACCCUCGUGGGCUCCAGCGUCCCAGUCGAGAACAUAACCAGCUUGGCAACGCUCGAUGCCAACCCCAACUUCAACACCACGGCAACCGCAGUUCCUACGAACGGAUCACCUAUCCUCGUAUCCUGCGACAAAUAUAUAGCCAAGGAAAAGGGAUAUAAGUUCUUCAAAGAUUGUUCUUCGUUCACUCGCAAGGUCCUCAAUUCCUCCGAGGAGAGCUUCGACUAUCUGCUGAAGGCGGGCGCCUGCGAGUGGUGGCAAGAAGGUUCAUGCGUGGCCAGGUUUUGUGCACCAGACCUCAUACCGUGGCAGCUCGACAUGCCGCUGGUGUACAACGCCGUCGCGAGCAUGCGGAGCAGGUGCCUUUUCUGGGGCGUCUCGACGGACGAGUACAGGGAGGGCGUGGCCUUUUACGACGUCUGUGCCGGCACCUCCAGCCCCUGCCGUGCUGCCAAUGUCACGGUGACGUUUUUAGGCUGA
This is a messenger RNA of Pyricularia grisea, 507 nucleotides long. RefSeq lists its product as uncharacterized. The record is from RefSeq and is a predicted model, not a curated record. The transcript is spliced from 3 exons. NCBI's taxonomy places the organism in Eukaryota, Fungi, Ascomycota, Sordariomycetes, Magnaporthales, Pyriculariaceae. The coding region runs from base 1 to 507 and encodes 168 amino acids.